Purpureocillium takamizusanense is the source of this 1423-nucleotide messenger RNA. Its product is annotated as Ribonuclease III. The transcript has a single exon. Gene Ontology annotation, molecular function: double-stranded RNA binding; ribonuclease III activity. The coding region runs from base 186 to 1247 and encodes 353 amino acids. Gene Ontology annotation, biological process: rRNA processing; regulation of gene expression; primary miRNA processing. Gene Ontology annotation, cellular component: nucleus. NCBI's taxonomy places the organism in Eukaryota, Fungi, Ascomycota, Sordariomycetes, Hypocreales, Ophiocordycipitaceae. The record is from RefSeq and is a predicted model, not a curated record.
CGUCGCAAACAGCAGACUUUACACUCUGAGCCCUGACGCGUACAUAUCAGGCCACCAAGGGCCCAACACGCUCUUUUCGACGCAGCUUUCACGUGAGAGCAUCUUGAAGGUUAAGACUUGGCCGCCGCUUACCUACUCACUGAUUGCUUUAGGCUUUGGAUCUCACUGGCGAGGUUUGGCAAGCAAUGGCCAAACGUCCAGCCUCGAGCCUGGAGGCCGGAGAGGUCCUCAGUCAGAGCGACCAGGCGAGCAGUAAACGGCCCAGACAAGAUGGGUCAGAGCUCACGGAGGAUGAUCAGCCGCGCACCAUCCAGCAAAGCUCGUUCGAGUCGAUGCCCGGUCUGACAGACUUUAUCCCUUGGAAGUCUUCAGAGAUCUCCUCGCAGCUGCCUCCACUGCCGCAGGUCAAGGAUCCGGAAUUAGAGAAAAGAGCAUUCACUCAUCCCGGCGUUCCCCGAAACGGUGAGGAAAGCUACGAACGCUUGGAGUGGCUUGGGGACGCGUACAUUGAGCUCGCGGCCACCGGCCUCAUCUUCAAGACCUUUGCGAAAACGUCUGCCGGCCGCUGCUCCCAGCUGCGGGAGCUGCUGGUGCGCAACACAACGCUCGCCAGCUAUUUUCGACAGUACAACAUGGCAUCAAAAGCGAUACUGCCACCUGAAUUCCACGGUGACCGUGGCUUGGGACGGGGUAGAUCGAGCGACAAGGACCUGUGCAAGACGCAAGCCGACAUGUUUGAGGCAUACUUUGGCGCUGUGGUUGCGUCGGAUCCCCAACACGGAAAGGCGAAUGCCCUGGCCUGGAUCCGAACGCUCUGGGGCCAGACAAUCAAAGAGAAGAUUGUAGAGUACGAAAAGCAACAUGGCGCAUCUGCCGGCGCUGCCGCAGCAGCAUCAGCUUCGGCGUCCGCGGCCGCUCCUGCCACGCCUAACCUCAAGCCCAAAGACAAGCUGAGAGCUGCCAUUGGUGCGAAGGGCAUCCUGCUCAGCUAUCUCGACAUGCCGGGAAACAAGAAGGACAAGAACCACGGCCUACCGCUCUACACUAUCGGGGUGUACCUCGACGGUUGGGGUGAAACAAAGAAGCUCCUGGGCACCGGCACUGCGCUGCAGAAAAAGGAGGCGGGCCACAAGGCAGCAGCCCAAGCGCUGGAAAACAAGAAGCUGAUGAAGGUGUAUGAAGCGAAGAAGAAGGCGUUCCAGGAGGCUAUGGCAGCUACGCAGGAAAAUGAUGGGUCUGCAGAGUAGGCCCGGACAGCUGGAUUGGCGAUUGUGUGAAUACCCAAAGACGCUGCCGAGGAAGUGCCAAUGGUGUGCAUAGCAAGGCGUUUAUGCGGUCAAUGUCCGGAUCCCUUGAAAGCAAUGUCGAUGAAGGAUGAACAUUACUGAGGAUCGCUGAUCAAUGAGACCGUGCUGUAUUGAUU